CUUCGUCCGUAGCUUCUGGUCUUGGAUUGAAACUGAAAAGGAAAGGUUUUAUCUGUUACGAUCGAUGUAAAUCUAAAGAUUCUGGAAAAAUUACAGUGCAUUGAGUAUUUACAGCUUGGAAUUUCGGGAGGUUCUCGACAGGUUUGGACCGGUAGUGAGACCAAGUUUAUUAAGAGUUAACCUUGUCGAAUCAUUUCUACAAAGGAGAUCUGUAACUGUUUCAAUUGAGAAACUUCUUAGUUGUGGCAGUGUUCUUGGAAGUGUGGCCUGUGGAGGUUCGGAGACUGGAGAUUGAGGAUUCGUCGUCGUCUUAAUAAGGAAGAGGAAAUCCAGUUAUCUUUUGCAGCUUUGAGAAUAGAAUUGGAGAUUCUAAAGAUUUCGAUCGGUUUCCAGUAUAGAGCUGGAAAAUUUCACCAUUGUCAUUCUGUAGCGGUUAGGAGCAAUAAACUGCAGGAAAGAUGAGGGGUGCUGUGCUUGUAGCCAUAGCUGCUACGAUGGGGAAUAUGUUACAGGGAUGGGAUAAUGCAACAAUUGCUGGGGCUAUUCUUUACAUAAAGGAAGAAUUUGAUUUGGAAAGUGACACAACAUUGGAAGGGCUUAUUGUGGCUAUGUCACUAAUUGGUGCUGUAGUUAUUACAACAUUCUCUGGAGUCGUCUCAGAUAUGUUUGGUCGGCGUCCAAUGCUGAUAAUGUCAUCAGUUCUCUAUUUUGUUAGUGGUCUGGUAAUGUUAUGGUCUCCAAAUGUUUAUAUCCUUCUCUUGGCAAGACUUUUGGAUGGAUUUGGAAUUGGUCUGGCGGUCACUCUUGUUCCUAUCUAUAUAUCUGAGACAGCCCCGCCUGAAAUAAGGGGAUUAUUAAACACGCUUCCACAGUUCACUGGUUCUGGUGGAAUGUUUCUGUCAUAUUGUAUGGUUUUUGGGAUGUCACUGAUGGACUCACCAAGCUGGAGGUUGAUGCUUGGGGUUCUUUCUAUUCCUUCUCUUGCUUAUUUUGCUUUGACAGUAUUUUUUUUGCCUGAAUCUCCACGUUGGCUUGUGAGUAAAGGGCGGAUGGUUGAAGCUAAACGCGUAUUGCAGAGGUUACGUGGGUGGGAAGAUGUCUCAGGUGAAAUGGCUUUGCUGGUUGAAGGCCUUGGAGUUGGAGGUGAAACUUCAAUAGAAGAGUAUAUAAUAGGCCCAGCCGAGGAUCUAACUGAUGAACAUGACCCAACAGCUCAGAAGGACCAGAUCAAGUUAUAUGGGCCGGAAGAAGGCCUUUCUUGGGUUGCCAGACCCGUCACUGGGCAGACUCGGCAGAGUACUCUUGGUCUUGUGUCCCGCCAUGGGAGCAUGGAGAACCAGAGUGUACCCCUUAUGGACCCUCUGGUCACUCUCUUUGGCAGUGUCCAUGAGAAGUUACCUGAGAUGGGAAGCAUGCGAAGCAUGCUCUUUCCAAACUUUGGUAGUAUGUUGAGUGUGGCAGGGCAGCAAGACAAAAAUGAACAGUGGGAUGAGGAGAGCCAGCAUAGGGAUGGUGAUGACUAUGCGUCUGAUGCUGGUGGUGAUGAUUCUGAUGACAAUUUGCAGACCCCGUUGAUCUCACGUCAGACAACAAGCAUGGAAGGUAAGGACUUGGUGCCACCUCCUGCGUCCCAUGGUAGCAGUUUAAGCAUGAGACGCCACAGCAGUCUCAUGCAAGGAAAUGCUGGGGAGGCGGGCAGCAGUAUGGGUAUCGGUGGUGGUUGGCAGUUGGCAUGGAAAUGGUCUGAGAGGGAAGGUGAAGAUGGAAAGAAGGAAGGGGGAUUCAAGAGGAUUUAUUUACACCAGGAGGGUGUCCCUGGGUCCCGGCGUGGCUCUCUUGUUUCACUUCCUGGCGGCGAUAUUCCUGAAGGUGGUGAAUUCAUUCAGGCUGCUGCUCUAGUAAGCCAGCCUGCUCUGUACUCCAAGGAGCUUAUAGAGCAGCAUCCAGUUGGACCAGCUAUGGUUCACCCAUCUGAAACUGCUGCAAAAGGGCCAAGAUGGGGUGAUCUUUUAGAGCCGGGAAUCAAGCAUGCAUUAAUUGUUGGGGUAGGGAUUCAAAUACUUCAACAGUUUUCAGGCAUAAAUGGGGUUCUGUACUACACCCCUCAGAUUCUUGAGGAGGCUGGUGUUGAAGUUCUACUUUCAGACUUGGGCCUCAGUUCAACCUCUGCAUCUCUACUAAUUAGUGCUUUCACAACCCUCUUGAUGCUUCCAUGUAUAGCUGUUGCCAUGAGGCUUAUGGAUAUCACUGGAAGAAGGACGCUGCUACUGACUACGAUUCCUGUCUUGAUAGUGUCACUCAUCAUUCUUGUCAUUGGUAAUCUUGUGAGCCUGGGUACCAUCGUCCACGCUGUAAUUUCAACUGUCUGUGUUAUUGUCUACUUCUGCUGCUUUGUCAUGGCAUUUGGUCCGAUUCCCAACACCCUCUGCUCAGAGAUCUUCCCCACCCGAGUCCGUGGACUCUGCAUUGCCAUCUGUGCACUUACAUUUUGGAUAUGUGAUAUCAUUGUUACCUACACACUCCCAGUCAUGCUCACCUCCAUUGGGCUCGCAGGUGUCUUUGGUAUCUAUGCUGCUGUAUGCUGUAUCUCAUGGGUAUUCGUCUUCUUGAAAGUUCCAGAAACCAAGGGCAUGCCUCUUGAGGUUAUCACAGAAUUCUUUGCUGUUGGUGCAAAACAGGUUGCUGCCAAGAAUGAGUAGUUUAAUAAUCAGGAGGUUGGGAAGCUUAAUUGGUGCUAGUUUUUGGCAUUCUGAGCUGGUUGAAGUUGCUAUACUGAUGCAACCUGGAGAUUGCAUGUGCCAUAUGGAUUUAAAAUGAUAAGACUGCUGGUUGUGGUCGUGAUUACUUGGAAAGGAAGAGGUAAGCAUCUAAUGGAUGGAGUUGGGUAAUUGAAGUAAUUAGUGUUUUGAAAGUUUGGUUGUGUUCUUCCCUUCUCUUCGAGGAGUUUUGAGAGAAAGAGACCUUGAUUUCUUUCAGCGGCAUCACAUUUUUCCUCCUUUUGUGAUCUGUUAUUUUUGUUUUGAAGGCAUAUUUGACUUUGAGUCCAUUACAUGAUGGUGUAUAUGUAUGUAUAUUGGAGUGCAAAAUUUGUGCUCUU
Molecule: messenger RNA, 3097 nt
Organism: Telopea speciosissima
Lineage: Eukaryota; Viridiplantae; Streptophyta; Magnoliopsida; Proteales; Proteaceae
Product: monosaccharide-sensing protein 2-like
Exons: 7
Coding region: 459-2699 (746 amino acids)
Biological process (GO): transmembrane transport
Cellular component (GO): membrane
Molecular function (GO): myo-inositol:proton symporter activity
Source: RefSeq, a predicted model, not a curated record